Leptopilina boulardi is the source of this 3577-nucleotide messenger RNA. RefSeq names its product small conductance calcium-activated potassium channel protein (gene SK). Lineage: Eukaryota; Metazoa; Arthropoda; Insecta; Hymenoptera; Figitidae. Gene Ontology annotation, biological process: potassium ion transmembrane transport. The coding region runs from base 314 to 3148 and encodes 944 amino acids. The record is from RefSeq and is a predicted model, not a curated record. Gene Ontology annotation, cellular component: neuronal cell body; plasma membrane; neuron projection. The transcript is spliced from 13 exons. Gene Ontology annotation, molecular function: small conductance calcium-activated potassium channel activity; calmodulin binding.
CGCCAUAAUACUUCCGUUAACAUUGAAUUAUUUUAAUUAAUUUUAUCAAUAAGAGAAAUUUUGUAAAAAAUCUAUCAAUAAUAAGAUUAAUAAAUAAAUGAUCAGUAAUUUUCCUCAAAAUCAAACAUUAAAAGCAGAUGGAUAAAUUGAUAAAUUAUGUACUUGAUAAAUACGAAUGGAAUGACAAAAGUCGCAUUGCUUACUCCAUUAUUUCUUCAAAAAUAAUUGGCUUUAAUCAAUGCAGAAGAGAUAUCCAAGUAACUACAGGAAAUGGUCAUGUGACGUAAUGUUGGUUUAAACGCCAAGCGAAGCCAUGAACGCUGAUGGAAAUGGUUCGCAAGAGGGUGGAACAGGGAACGAUUAUGGAAGCAGUGAGGAAACUGCCGCUCUUAUAAGUAAGGCACCGCCACCAGUGGUGGUGCCGCCAACACCACAGGGAAAGCCGGUACUCACAAGACAAGAUAGAGCCACAUUUCUGGUAGCGUCACCACAACUAUCAGUGUCAGGACUUGGUGGCUCUGAGGAAAGUGCAACAAAUGAAGAUCCCGCCACAAGAUCGGUACCCGACAUAGAGUUGCAUUGCAGGCUAGACAGUGAUCCUCAACCUGUGGUGGCCCCGAUCCCUCAAUAUUACCGAUCCAGGCUCACGUCUACUCAGCAUCGAUGUCGUUGCGAGAGGAGGGACUCUUUGGCACCGUCAUCUGCACUGCACUUGGCCCGAAGUGUAUCAAGGGAAAGUGUGAAAAGCGGACAUCAUUGUUGCCCAUGUCAAGCGCUGCCACUACCAGUUUUAGUAACGACAACACCAAGUGCGCGAAUGAUCCGUCAGAGUUCGCAGCCGGAAGCCUAUGUUUGUUGUUGUUCAGGAUGCUGCUGUCCCCUGCACGCCGGAAACGCUCCUAGCGCCGCAUCGUUGCGGCAACUACGUGAACCUGGCGAUGGAAUUGCCGGUAUCGCAGCGGACUCACUCAGGAUCAAUGGCGGCUUUCGACAAUUUCGACAGUUUCCCUGGUUGUGCAAAUCGUCGCCUACCACGUCUGCAACAACACCACCUCCACCGGUACCAAGUUCUUGUUCCGGUUCUGGUUCCGCUUCUGCAUCUGGUUCAGGGGCCCAGGGCGUCGUUCUCUGUCCACGAACAUUGGCUCAGGUUCGCCGAUCCAGGCUACGAAGAGCCCUCACCGAAGCAACUGCCGAGACCGUCAACUACGUCAAGACGCUGCGGAAGCCAGUAUCCACUCUCUCGAUUCCCGGGGCGAUGAAAAACUGUGGCGGAAUGGCCGCAGGGCCCGGGGGUACCGGGAGUGGCGGAAGCGGUGGAAUUGGCGGUGCUGGAGGUGAAGAGGCCGCGAUCGCUCUCGUUGGUGUUCAUUCGGAAUAUCCACGUUAUAUGGAGGAUCGAGGCCUCGGUGGUGGUUCGAUAAAGGGCCACGGUAGCAUUGGUACUGCCUCGAAGCACAAACCUAACGUCGGCUAUCGUCUCGGCCGUCGAAAGGCACUCUUCGAGAAGCGAAAACGCAUUAGUGAUUAUGCCCUUGUCAUGGGAAUGUUCGGAAUUGUUGUCAUGGUCAUCGAAAACGAACUCUCCAGUGCGGGGUUGUACUCAAAGGCCUCAUUUUAUUCGACUGCACUGAAAACCCUGAUCUCUGUGUCGACUGUGAUACUGCUUGGCCUCAUAUUUGCUUAUCAUGCUUUAGAAGUUCAGUUAUUCAUGAUUGAUAACUGCGCGGAUGACUGGCGGAUCGCGAUGACCUGGCAACGAAUAUCGCAAAUCGCAUUAGAAUUAGGCAUCUGCGCAAUUCAUCCAAUUCCAGGUGAAUAUUAUUUCAUAUGGACAACAAAAUUGGUGAACAAAGGCGGUGAGAUGGGCUCAAAAUUGGUGCCAUAUGAUGUCACCUUAUCUCUUCCUAUGUUCCUGAGACUAUACCUCAUCUGUCGAGUAAUGCUUUUACACUCGAAAUUGUUCACCGAUGCCUCGUCAAGAAGUAUAGGAGCCUUAAAUCGCAUCAAUUUUAAUACGAGGUUUGUUUUAAAAACCCUCAUGACCAUUUGCCCGGGAACUGUUCUACUCGUCUUAAUGGUGUCCCUUUGGAUCAUCGCCUCAUGGACAUUGAGGCAAUGUGAAAGGUUUCACGAUGAAGAACACGCGAACCUGCUUAAUGCAAUGUGGCUCAUCGCGAUCACAUUCUUGAGUGUCGGUUUUGGUGACAUCGUACCAAACACGUACUGCGGAAGAGGCAUUGCAGUUUCUACGGGAAUAAUGGGAGCUGGGUGCACAGCGUUACUUGUGGCAGUCGUUUCAAGAAAACUAGAAUUAACGAGGGCAGAGAAGCACGUUCAUAAUUUUAUGAUGGACACACAAUUAACGAAAAGAUUAAAAAAUGCAGCAGCAAACGUACUGAGAGAAACGUGGCUUAUCUACAAACAUACUCGUUUAGUAAAACGUGUGAAUCCAAGUCGUGUACGAACACACCAACGAAAAUUUCUUUUAGCUAUUUACUCGCUCAGGAAAGUAAAAAUGGACCAGCGAAAAUUAAUGGAUAAUGCCAACACUGUAACCGAUAUGGCCAAGGUACAAAAUAAUGUACACGAGUUAGUCUCCGACAUGAGUACGCGUCAAACUACACUCGAGGAACGUUUAGUCAACCUCGAGGAGAAAUUGACUGAGCUGCAGGAACAGGUGGAAUUGCUACCGGAAGCGCUCACACGAUGUUUAGCACAACACACUGAACGAUUGGAACAAAGACGAAAUUUUCUACAUCCGGAUACAGCUGUGGCUCUUAUUACACCGGGUAGUGGUGGUGGUACCGUCAAUAAUUUAGGUAUUGGGAUGUCAGGAAGUAUCGCAUCGUCCCAUCAUCCAUUGACGAGUCUUUCGAAUUCGCCUCUACUGCCACAUUCGAGAAGUGUACCAAAUGCACCAAGUGCAGUAUCGCUUCAUCCGUGGCCAGCGAGUCCGGUACUGCCUCCGGUAUCCAGUCGAACUCCACAUCUCGUGCCGGAAACUGGAACCGGAAGACAUUACAGCAUCCCAGCGUACACAACACCAACGACAACACAAACUCAAUCGGCCACGAGGCUCGCUUUUUCACAAACAGGCAUGGGAGGUCUUGGGAACAGUCAAGGCUCGGACACAUCGCGUAGCUGAGCCACAAGUUUGCAGCCGCAGCAUUCAUAUUAAAAAAAAAAAAAAAAAAACCAGGGCCUUCUCAUCGGUCGUACUAACAAUUAUUUCUAUACCGUUCUUACGUCAUCUUAAAAUCGUCGAAUUACGCUUCAUCAAAAAAAAAAACACAUUCUUCAUUAUUUUUCAUAUAAAUAUAAUAUAUAAUCGAAGCCGCGUUCAAGUGCAAAACGUUGCAGCCUUAUUCAUUCAUCGUCGAUAUAAAUAUUCAAUCUUCAACCACAACAAAUCCUUGGGACCAGGACUGGACAUUUAUUCGAAUUUAUAGAUACAAGGAUCAUUUUAUUUUAUUAAAAAAAAUUUUUUUUUAGAAAUCAUCUUCUUCUUUGUUAUCUGUUGUAUAUUUAUGUAAAUGACUUGUAAAGAGAUUAAAAAUAUAUUUAUUAGACAGUU